AUGUCGUGUAUUUCCUUUUCUCAGUUUCUUCCACUUCCCAGGUGCCAUUUGAGUUGGUCUCAUUGCUAUGCAUCUUUAAAAGUAGUGCAACUUGGGGAACUUAGGGUUCAGUGUAAACCUGGUUAUGUGGCAAUGGCUAGGAAGAAAGCUUCACUAGGCUCUGUUGAAGAAGAACCUAGUGAAAACGAACCUGUGGUUGAAAAGAAGGUAACUAAGGCAUCUAAAGCAAAGAAGGUGACUGCAAAGAAGGUGACGGCAAAGACGAAGAAAAAACCAAUAGCUGAGUCUCCUGAAGAGACAAUUGAUUUGUUGGUAAGUGAAGGUAAUGGUUCUAGUGAAGAAGGUUUAUCUGCUUCUAGUGAUGGUUCCAAGAAGAAAACUCGAAAGAGUAAGAAAAAAGCUGCAUCUAGUUCUGCUGGUUUGGAAGAAGAGAAGGAAGUUAAGGAAAAGAAAAAGGUUACGAAACGGAGGAAACCUAAAGAGGAGAAUGUGAUAUUAGCUGAUAAAGACGUUGUUGCUGAAGGUGAAAUUAGUGACCAAGAUGAGCCUUCCUUUAUUGAAAUUAAGGAUGAUGAGAUCGACGAUGGUUUGGAUCUGAUUAAAGAUGAUGGAGAGGACAUUAGCUAUACGUACGGUUGGCCUCCUCUUGUUUGUUGCUUUGGAGCUGUGCAACAUGCUUUUGUUCCUUCGGUUAGGCCUGCCAAUAGGCUUAUAAACCAUGAAAUCCAUGAAAGAAUGAAGGAAGUUUUAUGGAGCCCUGACAAAUUUGUUAGGGCUCCUGGGGGAUCUGCAGGUAAUGUUGCCAUUGCUCUUGCAAAUUUGGGCGGCAAGGUUGCUUUUAUGGGAAAACUUGCAGAUGAUGAUUAUGGUCGAGGAUUGCUGUAUUAUAUGAAUACAAAUAAAGUUCAAACACGAUCGGUUCGUAUUGAUAGUAAAAGAACAACAGGUGCGUCGGUGAUGAAGAUUGGUAAAAGGAAACUUAAAAUGAGUUGUGUGGAACCUUGUGCUGAAGAUUGUUUGACAAAGUCAGAGAUAAAUAUUGAUGUGUUGAAAGAGGCAAAAAUGUUCUACUUCAACACACAUUCCCUCCUUGAUCGUAACAUGAGAUCCACGACAUUGCAAGCUAUCAAGAUCGCGAAGCAUUUUGGAGCGGUUGUUUUCUAUGAUGUAAACCUUCCUAUGCCACUAUGGCACUCUCAGGAAGAAACUAAGACUUUCAUUCAGAAAGUGUGGAAUCUUGCAGACAUCAUUGAAGUCACUAAGCAAGAACUAGAGUUCUUAUGCGGGAUCACACCGACUGAAGAAUUUGACACCACAAACAAUGACAGGUCAAAGUUUGUCCAUUAUGAACCCGAAGUGGUUGCGCCACUAUGGCACGAAAGUCUUAAGGUUUUGUUCGUGACUAAUGGAACUUCCAAGGUACAUUACUACACUGCUGAGAUUGACGGCGCUGUUCAAGGGAUGGAGGAUCCCCCAAUUACCGCUUUCACUUGUGACAUGUCAGCAUCUGGAGACGGCAUUGUUGCAGGUAUCAUGCGAAAGUUGACGCUUGAACCGGAUUUGAUAACUGAUAAAAGAUACCUGGAGCAAAGCAUUAUGUAUGCAAUUAAUUCUGGGGUUAUAGAUCAAUGGAUACAGGGUCGAGCGCGCGGCUUUCCUCCAAAGGAAGGUAUGGAGGACGACAUCACUCCCGAUCAAUACGGCAUAAAGUCGAUUACAGAAAGAGAGUACCGGACAAUAUUAGAGUCAAUUAGUUGA
Messenger RNA from Lathyrus sativus (Indian pea), 1758 nucleotides. NCBI's taxonomy places the organism in Eukaryota, Viridiplantae, Streptophyta, Magnoliopsida, Fabales, Fabaceae. The record is from the annotation of a GenBank genome assembly.